AAAAAAAAAAAAAAAAAAAAAGGGCGCGGGGGAGGGGGGGACUAAUUCCAGUGAAAUAACACUGUCCUGCGUUGAGUGCGCUAUCAAGCAGGGAAGCAGGGGCUCGGGCUGCCGCUCGUGUGCGUGUCGGAGGGGUUGGGAAUGCUGCACAGCGUUACGUGGACCUAUCUGCAGUCAUUUCUGGGCAGUUUUAUUUGCAGGAUUCACCGACCAAUCGUGGGCUGUUUGGGGUUUUUUUUUUUGCGUUGACAGCUGGACCGCUCUGCGCCUUCAGCGCAGAGGAGAGACAACUAUCCGAUAUCCGACUCCCCUUUAAGUCCACAGACUUUGUCCAGUAGCACUCAAUGUCGGGCAGCACAUGUCUGAGGCUGCCUUGUGGCUGAUGCUGACAAUGCUUUCCACAAACCGCUCAGGAGGCGCGUGGGGAUGAAAUGGUUGGAGCCCAUGGCCAGACCAACUCACUAUCUCCCUCGUCCCAACAUGUCCAACUGCAGCAAGUCUCCCCCCAACUCUGGAGAAGCUGCAGGCAAUAAUUCCAUGGCAUGGGUGAAGAUGUUCAAAAAACCUGGAGGAGGCCUGAAGAAAUCCUACCAGCCUGGGAGCAUGCUGUCCCUCGCACUCACCAAAGGCCUGCUGAAUGAGCCCGGCCAGAAUAGCUGCUUCUUAAACAGCGCUGUUCAGGUGCUUUGGCAGCUGGACAUUUUCAGGAGAAGUCUGAGGCAGCUCUCAGGUCACUUUUGUCUCGGUGAUGCCUGCAUUUUCUGCGCUUUAAAGAGUAUAUUCAGCCAGUUUCAGCAGAGCAGAGAGCGGGUGCUUCCCUCCGACAGCUUGCGUAACGCCCUUGCUGAAACUUUUAAGGAUGAGCAACGCUUCCAGCUUGGGCUGAUGGAUGAUGCUGCUGAGUGCUUUGAGAACAUCUUGGAGCGAAUUCAUUUACACAUAGUUUCAGACACAGCGACUGAUUCAUGCUCAUCCAAAUCCUGCAUCACCCAUCAGAAGUUUGCAAUGAUGCUUUAUGAGCAAUUUGUGUGUCGCUGUUGUGGUGCAUCGUCAGACCCACACCCAUUCACAGAAUUAGUACAUUAUGUCUCCACUACUGCUUUAUGCCAACAGGUUGAUCGCAUGUUGGGGAAGAGCGAGCGGCUAAGGUCAGACAUGUUUGGAGAAUUGCUGCAGGCAGCAAACAACACAGGUGACCUCCGAAGCUGCCCGAGUAACUGUGGUCAGAGCAUCAAGAUCCGUCGCGUCCUAAUGAACUGUCCAGAGAUUGUGACGAUUGGAUUCGUAUGGGACGCCGAGCAGUCUGAUCUUACAGAUGAUGUCAUUAGGUCCCUUAGCCCACGUUUGAACCUGUGUGGGCUUUUCAACCGAGUCACUGAUGAAAAUGCUAAACGGAGUGAGCUACAUCUGGUGGGGAUGAUCUGUUUUGCGAGUAAACAUUACUCAGCUUUUGCCUAUCACACCAAAUCUUCAAAAUGGAUGUUUUUCGAUGAUGCUACUGUGAAAGAGAUUGGGUCCAAAUGGAAAGAUGUUGCUUCUAAAUGUAUUAGAGGACAUUUCCAGCCGCUUCUUUUAUUUUACACCAACCCCGAGGGCAGUCCUGUAUCUAAUGAAGAUGCACCAAGGCAGACCACCAUGUGUCCCCGCUACAAAGCCCAAGUAAACGGUGACAUGAACGUAAAACAUCCUCUUGGCAGUCCUAACAAAUUUCAGGAAACUUUCAUGGAGAAUUUGCAGAGGCCAGGUGAAACAUCAAAAAAAGACAGAGGUCAUCGAAGAACUGAACCAUCACAAAACAAAGAUAUGACGCAUGCAAGACCUUCAUCUCCACCAGAGAAUGGUCCAGGGCCUCCUGUGGAAAAAUCAAAAAGUUAUCCACGUAAUGAGAAGCCAUUAAACCAUUCAAGCAGAGGAUCUCAGGAGCCACAUGGACAGUCCUUUGGUGCACAGAGUGGUGGACAUAGUCGGAAAACUAAUAAUUUCCCAGGUCACAAUGACCAGGAUGGCACCCAUGAACAAUGGGAAAAAGGUGGGAGUGGAGGAAGUCGCAAUAAGUCUAAGUCUACUUGGAGACCUAUUCGGGAGGUGUUAAACGUGGACACAGUAUUGAAUGAACUAGAGCAGCGGCGUCAGCAGCAACAUGACAGCCCGCGGUGCAGUAAGCCUCCGUCGCACGAGAGGGUGCACCCAGAACAAAGCCGAGAUCGCGAGCGGGAAUAUGUCCGAACCAGAGAGGAUCGGAAACAGAAAUGUUUAAUGACGAUUUAUGAGGACGAGCAGCGGCUUGAGACUGAGAGCCACAGCUCUGUAGAGUCAGAAAGCAGAGCAAACUACCAGAGGGGCAGCAAACUAAAGGGGGGCCCAAAGACUCUUCUGCGUAGUGAUACCUGGACCAUUCAAAGGACAGAGUCUGGCUAUGAGAGCAGUGAUAGACUCAGCAGUGGCUCCACCAAUCCUGAUUCUCCUGGGGUCGAUGGCUUUGCUGUAAAAGACCAGAGAUCAACAGCGGAGGUACCGCUGCAAAGCCAGCAGCACCAAAAAGGAGGCGAUGCAAAAUCUAGUAUAAUGUCCUCACCUCCACACAACGGCAAACAUCAACCUAAACCUCAGGGAAAGAACCAUGAUCAAGUUUCACAUUCACAUCAAAAGAGCAGUCCAUGUUCAAGACGGAAAUCAAAGUACACGUCUAGUACCUCCAGAAAAGCAGGGUCUUCUGAGAGGAACUCGCCUGGCUCGGAUAGCAGGCAGAGUGAGCAGCAGGAGAUGACAAACUGUAGAGGGCACACUGGAGAAAGUACAAACCUGAGGCACAUUACAAAAACCAGCAGCUCAGAAUGGAACAGCUCUGAUGAUCUUGCUCUCUCUGAGCCAGAGGACAGAGAAAGCACUUACCUCUCCAGUAACAGCGAGGCCACAGCCUCUGAUUCUCAGUGUCCCCAUAUAAGCCUGCCAUACCACCCUCCCAGCAAUGUGACGGCAGAACCUCUUCAACUGAACAGCCAGCGUCAGCUUGGUACAACAGGGUUGCCUCACCUUCGACCCAGCCAACGGACACCUCACCAAGGAGAAACAGGCCACCCAGUGUUUCGUCCCAGGAUGCUCCAAGAACCUUUUCCAUCAAGUCCUCGUCUUUCGCCCGCAUCUUACGUCAGUCCUCACAGAAAGCCCGACAUGUCGGGCCUCCGAACCUUCUCAGAUGCAAGCUCCAAGUCGGGGUCUGACCCAGAAAGGAGUACCCCAUCAUCGUGUGAAAGCGAGGAAAGAGCAGCUGGAUGCAGGAUGGAACAGGCAGUGCCUGCUCAAGAGGUUUCUCUGACAACAUACUUCAAUGUGGAUAACUGCAUGACGGAAACAUACCGUCUCAAGUACCACAACCAGAGGCCUCUUGUCCUCUCUGCCACGGUGCCACGGACAGCGGUUGCGAGUGAGCGGCGAGAUAACAGUGAUACACAUUCACAAGAUGUGCCAAAAGCCAGACCAGAAACAAGUAAGCCUCCAAACAAAACCAGCCAUAAUAGCAAUAAACCCACUGCAAAAUGGAACCCAGUGACAGCGAAAGGACUGGAUGAACGUGGUUUUUUAUGAGUGUAACUUGGUAAGUUUUGUUUACAUGGAUGGGCAGUAUUAACUGGAUGCCAAAGAGUUUACAGAAUGGAAAUAUGUCAGGAAGCCACGGCAUCUCCAAACCGAGAGGAACUUAUUUAUGCAAGCCUGUCACAUAAAUAAAACCUAUUUCUAAAUGCUGUUGUGUAUGACUUGACGGAUUAUCAACUUUCACGUGUAUCUUCCUUUGUUUUGUAGCGUUGCUGCACAAAGAUUUAGUUUCAACCAAACCCUGUUUUCAGUUUGCACUAAGAAUUUUUUAUUCUUUUUAUCACCGUAUGUCUGUUUUAAAAUAUUUGUAUUUUAGUGCACAUAUUUUAUUUGUGCACUAGUGCUGCAGAAAUUGAACUAUACAAAUAUAUUUAGGGUAAGGCAAAAGAGAUUAAGGUGAAUCACAGAUGAUGUGCUGUGGUCUGUACGGUAAAAGAAUGGAGUGUGAUCACAAAUGAGAGCAUGCUAACAUGAAAAGAUAUGCUACAGAUACAUUAUCUGAUUAUGAUGUCAUUCUACACAACACAAUAAAAUCAAAGGUUGGCCUCAUCGACAGCAGGUUAAAGGCAGUUAAUCUAAUUACCCCGUCAAAGGAGUAAGAUUGGAAAAGUUAUUCAUGAUUUCUGAGCACCUCAAGAGUUUUAUGCACAUUUUGGAGGCUUUAGGUCACCAGAGGACAGACACUGUAACAAUGACUCUUAUUUAUUUACUGAGGUGUUCUAAGUGUUAUCAGUUAGCAGUUAUUUUACAACAUUAUUCUGUUAAUGAAUGACUGUGGCCUGCCCUGUACCAGUCAGUCUUUUGCUAAAAAAAAAAAAAAAAAAGUGUACUGGAAAAGAUGAUCGAUUGUUCAUUUACUUGAGAAAAAACCCCCCAGUAAAGGUCAAGUUUAUGUCAUCCUUGAAAAAAA
Messenger RNA from Oreochromis aureus, 4504 nucleotides. It is a transcript of the gene usp53b, whose product is annotated as ubiquitin specific peptidase 53b. Bases 427 to 3585 code for a protein of 1052 amino acids. Gene Ontology annotation, biological process: response to auditory stimulus; protein deubiquitination; sensory perception of sound. Gene Ontology annotation, cellular component: cell-cell junction. The record is from RefSeq and is a predicted model, not a curated record. Gene Ontology annotation, molecular function: cysteine-type deubiquitinase activity. The transcript has 17 exons. Lineage: Eukaryota; Metazoa; Chordata; Actinopteri; Cichliformes; Cichlidae.